UUUCCCUAAAUGCAUUGCGCGGGAGCUACGGCAAACCAGAGCGGGAAACACAAAUCUUUGACACGCGUUCCUUGCUACAACGUUGAACUCUAAACUCUAACGUGAGCUAAUAAAGUUACUCAGAACUGGUAUUCCUCCUAAUAAAACAAUCAGUUUUUAAGUUUAGUCGGAGGCGACAGGAGCGCAUUUUAAACAUUCCGCUUUCACACGGAAAAGUUCGCUAAAGUUAGCCGGGAAGCUAAAAACAACUUGCGCUAACCUUAACUGGCAAAUGAUGCGGGCUGCUUUCUCCUAACGUCUCAGAAGUGAGUGAUGAGGAGCGAUGGUGGCCUUACUGGUGGGAAUGUGUCCUGGACUGGAUGAAGGUUUGCUGCGGAGUCUGCGGGCAGCUGAUAUUAGAACAGUGGAGGACCUUGUCUCUUCUGACAUAGAGGAUCUCGCACAGAAAUGCUCCGUCUCCUAUAAGGCUCUGUUCGCCGUCCGCCGGGUGCUGCUGGCCCAACACACGGCCUUCCCAGUGUCGGGCGCCGAUCUAUACGAGGAGCUAUUGAGCUCCACCGCCAUCCUCUCCACUGGAAAUCCCAGCUUAGAUAAACUGCUGGACUCAGGCUUGUAUACGGGCGAGAUAACGGAGCUGACAGGAGGUCCAGGAAGCGGCAAAUCUCAGGUGUGUUUUGGCGUGGCGGUGCACAUCGCGUACCACCUGAAGCAGAGCGUGAUCUACAUCGACACAACAGGCGGGCUCACCGCCGGCCGCCUGCUGCAGAUGCUGCAAACCGAAACCAACAACAGAGACGAGCAGAUGGAAGCUCUUCAGAGGAUCCACACCUUCCGCCUGUUUGACGUCUGCGCUCUGCUCGACUGUCUGUACGGGCUCAGCGGCGGCGGCGGCGGCGGCCUUCACAUGGCGUGUGUCGGCGGCGGCUCUGUCAAGGCGCUGAUCGUGGACUCGGUGUCGGCUGUUAUCGCUCCUCUGCUGGGAGGCAAACAGAACGAAGGCAUGUCCUUGAUGAGACAAGUGGCUGCAGCUCUGAAGACGAUGGCGAAGGACUUCAGUGUUGCUGUUCUGGUGACCAAUCACGUAACGAGAAGCGGCAGCGGGGAAGCGCAGCCGGGCCUCGGCGUGUCAUGGAGCCACGUCCCCACAACCAGAAUCCUGCUGGAACGAGUUGAGAGCGGCGCGUCGGGUCGGCGCUCGGCAACGCUCAUCAAGUCUUCCAGACAGGCUUGUCUCAUCAAGGAGGAUUUUGACCUGCAGUGGUGGAGUCGAGCUGAAGGAGGAAGAGGAGGAGGAGGAGGAGGAGAGACGUCAGGAAAGAGGAAGCUGGAUGAGACCGACCCCUGACCGGAGGAACGCUGCAGCAACGACCAAAAGGGAGGAACGACGCGCCGCUUUCGGAUGCAUUCCCAGAUCCAGCUGGGAGAGACCCUCUGGGCCCGGCUGCCCCCCUCCGGGUCGCCCAGCGUGUGUGUAGCCGAGGCGGAGUCGUAAUCCGGCACCAGGUCCCC
Xiphophorus couchianus (Monterrey platyfish) is the source of this 1509-nucleotide messenger RNA. It is a transcript of the gene rad51d, whose product is annotated as RAD51 paralog D. Gene Ontology annotation, cellular component: Rad51B-Rad51C-Rad51D-XRCC2 complex; replication fork; microtubule organizing center. The coding region runs from base 323 to 1345 and encodes 340 amino acids. Lineage: Eukaryota; Metazoa; Chordata; Actinopteri; Cyprinodontiformes; Poeciliidae. The record is from RefSeq and is a predicted model, not a curated record. The transcript is spliced from 11 exons. Gene Ontology annotation, biological process: telomere maintenance; DNA strand invasion; reciprocal meiotic recombination. Gene Ontology annotation, molecular function: ATP binding; ATP-dependent DNA damage sensor activity; single-stranded DNA binding.